This is a messenger RNA of Sungouiella intermedia, 2553 nucleotides long. The record is from the annotation of a GenBank genome assembly. Lineage: Eukaryota; Fungi; Ascomycota; Pichiomycetes; Serinales; Metschnikowiaceae.
AUGGUAGAGAAAAACAUUCGCCAUCGGCUGUCAACGGCGUCACUCUUCCAAAACCUCUCGCUGCUGGCCUUGGACGCACAAUAUGAUGCCAUUCUACAAAAGUUCGAGUCGGCAUCCUCUACGGCAGACUUGUCCAAGUUGAUGGACCAAAUCGACCAGAGCACGCGAGUUCUCGACUCGGAGCUCGCACAUUUUGUUACCGUGGCCUCCAAAAAGCAUACCCAGCAGAUUUCUGCCGUGGAAUUGAGCCGUGCAAAGUUGUCCGGUGCCAUCGCAAACCUGAGUGACUUGACCCAGGUGUUCACUUCUGCCAACGACUUGGGCCACCUCCUCACGUCGAAAAUAAAGACACUAGACCAGGAGAUUGGAAAUGUUGACAAAACUUUACUGUUUGUCACUGACGUACAGACAUUGAAGAACACAAUCAAUCAGAUUCAGUAUGCUAUUGACAAAAAAGACUGGGAAUUGGCGGCUCUGGGCAUCCACACCAUUCGCCACAAGCUUGCUCCUAACUUAGUUAAUGGCCGCUUUGCAUCGGUGGUGAUUCCGUCCUCGGAUAUUCCGGAAUUGCCAACUCCCACCAUAGAAAAAUGGAUUGGAGAGCUUAAAGAGGAGUUCCAGGUGCUUUUCAACGACGCAGCAAAGCAGAGAUCGGUUCCUGAAAUAUCCAAAUACUUUCAGCUUUUCCCCCUCAUCGACCAGGAAGAAGUGGGAUUGAAUUGCUACUCGAAGUUCAUUUGUUCAAUUAUCACUGACACCUCUAGAACACUCAUCAACUCUGUAUCUCAGGGCGAAAACGCUGGAAAGCCUGGCGUCUACGCUUCUGUCACUACAAGUCUCUUUGAGAGCGUGUCUAUGAUGUUGUCGCAGCAUACUCCAUUGAUUAAUAAGCAUUAUGGAGAAUCGUAUCCUAAUGCUAUAGUUUACGUGGUGCUGAAGAUCCAGAGAGAGAUCGACUCUCAGAUCGGCUUGAUCUGUGAUACCUUCUAUGACACGAACAGAAUCGAAAAGGUUAUGCAAGACAUCAAGCUCCACACUUUCCGUGAGUUAAAACAAAAACUCGCCUACGAGCUGGAAGAAUCAUAUACAGAUGUAGUCGACAAUGACUUGGUUUCCAUCGUGGAGGUGGGCGACUUGAUUCAUGAGUUCUCGGCUAUUUUGCGUCAUUGGUCACUCUAUUGCAAGUUUGUUGUGACCAAGUACUUCAAUCCACCCAAGCCAGAAGGCUCGAAGGAUGAAGGUUUGAAGCUUCCUGCGCUUCUUGCCAACUCCAACUUCAACAAAAAAAUUCAAACCAAAUACCUCCCUGCCUUCGAGGUAUUGUACACUUUCUACUUCCGCCGCUCCUUGGAGAAAGCCAUAACAAUCGAGGAAAUGCCCUCUUUGGAACCAUACUUGAUCCUGGCGAAGGAAUCCAAAUCUCCCGAGCAGGCACCUGUGUCUUCUGUAAUUGAGGAUAUCACUUUGGUCUUCAACAACACAUUGAGAAACGUGUUAGACUCAUCACAACCGACUACAGUCAAGAGGUUUGUAACUGAGUGCUUCAAAGUAAUCCAAAACGAUCUCUUGAACGGCUUCAUUGAGAAAGCCUUACAAGAAAAUCAACCUCGCUACAACACUAUGCUUACUUUGAGGGUACCUUCCCAGAACGGAGUGCUCAGUGGAUCUGGCAGUCCAUCUGUGUCUCGAGCAGGCACUCCAGCACCCGAAUCUGUCGGAAGUUUCUUUAAAGGCGCAUCGAGUGCUCUUGGGAAUGUUGUAGGAACAGGCUCGGCCAUGGUGUCGGGAGCAAACGCUGGCUUGGUUCCAAACAAUCCUAAGUUGCUCAAGUUCGUCAUAUACUUGAACACAGUUGCUAGCGGACAGGAAUUCUUUGAGCAGAUCAUCAACAACUUGACCAAAAGGAACCCAACAUAUCUUCGAAACAAUUUCCCAUUUGGAAUUGACGAGGAAAAGAUUUCGCAUAUUAUUAAUGCCGAGCUUCUUGAGCCGUUUGUCAGUGCAACUUCAAGUAUGAUCAAGCAUUCGCUUUUGAAUUUCUACAACCAGUCUUUGAAAACGAAAGUGUCGUCCAUGGUUUUCGAGUUGUUCCCUGAAACUAAUGAAACCAACUAUGUUAUAUACUCUUCGGCAGUGCUAAAUGACCCGUCGACGAUUUUGAAGUUCAAGCAGUCGUGGGAUGCUAUCAUCCAGCCAUACAGACAGACCUUCCACAAAACCUUGGUCUACGAAAAACUCCUUCGACUCUUGGUGGUGAAUAUUGCCAGUUUGGUGGAGAAGAAGCUUUUGUUUGUGUUGAAGAAGUUCAGGGUUAAUGAGUUGGGAGCACUCAAACUCGACAAAGACCUUUCGUACGUGAUCAACGAAGUUUGUGAAGACGACUACGAGUUAAGGGAGAAGUUCGUGAGAGUGACGCAAUUGGUGUUGCUCGUUGGUAUGGACAACGAGGAGUAUGAACUUAGUUCAUACAAGGGUACUGAAGACGACGAAGCAGGAAUCAACUGGGUGUUGACACCGCUCGAACGGAAACAGAUAAGGCGGUUCAGGAUCUAG